AUGUCUCAAUUGCUUGGUAAAAGGUGGAAUGAAAAAAGACAAACUCCAGUUAGCACAGCACUACCUUCUUGGCGAGAAUACAACGCCAAGAAAGGAGGAUGGUUGCGAGCCAGGACCAACACGAAGGGUUUUGACGAGGAAAACCAUCAACCGGAUACGACUGACUGCGAUCAAUUCGGACCUUUUGGCAAUAAACCAAAGGCGUCAUUCUUAUGCUGUCGUCCUUGGAGACAGCUCAGGGGUUACGGCGCUAAAUCACUGACCAGAAAGCUUGCGGUUCGAAACGAACUUCGGAAGCUUAACCGCUCCUGUCUAGGUUUGCACAGCCUGGUGGUAUCUCAGUCUUCGUGCUUCCUUCAGGUGGCAUGGAAGCUAAGCAUCGAAAGGUUGUUAGAGCAGAACGACCUGUCGUUCCUCGGGGCUGCGUAA
Messenger RNA from Opisthorchis viverrini, 429 nucleotides. RefSeq lists its product as hypothetical. The record is from RefSeq and is a predicted model, not a curated record. The transcript is spliced from 3 exons. Bases 1 to 429 code for a protein of 142 amino acids. NCBI's taxonomy places the organism in Eukaryota, Metazoa, Platyhelminthes, Trematoda, Opisthorchiida, Opisthorchiidae.